UCGAGUCCCAGAAUGAGCCACCACCGAGCGGGCUUAUCUAGGUAACGGUACAGUUCGGGUUUUGCUUCCAUCGUGGUCGCACGCGCUAUCGUCGUACGUGUCCUUCAGCGUUCGAAUGUGUGUAAUUAUGUAUACUACCAUUUUCACUACCCUUGAUUUGGGUUGAAAACAGGAUCUGAAAUGGAAGAAAAUGUGCAUGCGAAGCAUGCGAGUGUGCUGGGAAACUAAAUAAAAUCAGUGAAAAUGACAUUCAUGGAAAACUUUUUUGUUAAAAAAAUACGGAUCUUCGCGAGAAAAAAAAUCAACCAGUAGUGAAAUUGGCAUCGUGAGUAUUGCGAUAGGAAAGAAGGAAAUCGCAAUCGUAUUUAUAGAAAAUUGAAUAGUAGCGUAUUGGUUUUACAGGAAAGGAAGAACUGUGUUUCGAAAGUUGAUUAUUCUUCACUGCAAAAUGGAUGGUUGAGUAGAUAACGAGUGGAAAAAUAGAUCUUGACCGAUUGAAAGACGAACGUGAAGUGAAUAAGAAUCGUGAAUUUGAUCAGUCGGUAGCCGAGUCGAGAGAAUGAGAGAUGCUAAUAAAACUUGCAGAACAAUGCACUCUGCCAUCAUUAUUGCAUUUCCCAGGAUGUCGCUAAUCGUUAGGAAAUAUGAUGCGGAGUUAGUUUUAUAAUUGAAGCGAAGUUUAUAUUAGCAAGUUUUUCAGGCAGACUUCUGGCAACUUCUCAAAGACGCUAAAACAGUAGUGCAGUGAUAAUAGGUUAGAAGAAGUAAAAUAUUUCAUAAUCUCGUCAGUCAGUCAGUCAGGAGGAAAAAAAAAUCGCAUGUGUGCAUUGUCUUCACAUUCUGGCAGCAGUUUAACUAGUCGAAGAUGUGAAGAUAACGAAGAAGCAUUAGCCUAACGGUGUUACUUUAUUUAUAAUCUAGUUGCGAAUACUUAGCAGUAAAUGAAAGGCGAGAUGGGCAGCAUACAGUUUUAAAAAUAAUCCGACGAAGCCAAGAAAAAGCAAUCAAGCAACAGAGAGCAAAAUUCUGCGCUCGGAAAAACGCCAGCCGCGGGUUCGUACUGUGCAGGAAAACGAGCAGUGUGAGUGAAAAAGUCCCGCAUCAGGUCCCACAGUGAGUGAAAAAUUAGAGAAUACAAAUUAUAAUAGUGACAACAAUCGGGUGAUUAAGACGGCAACUCGUUUGCUAAAUUUGUGAGUUCACGACCCAAGCAUGAAAUUCCUGUCCGGUUAAUCGUCGCCGUUGUUGAGUUUUUUUCUGUUCUGUUUUUGCUCUGGAACAAGGCGUGAAAAUCACACUCACCGUUACGUAAUGCGUGUGUACGAGAGACACCAGGAAGAUUCGAAAACCUUGAAACGGCAUUCCGCGACUCGCGUAGUUGACUACGUGUUGACCAAUCAGGGAAUCGUCCAGAAUGCCCAGUAUUUUCAUUGAUUAUACCUUCUGAGCCAAAGGUUCAACCCAUUCCCCCCAUUCUCUGCGGGGUUUCAUCGCAUCAGCAGCAGCAGUAGCAGAAAGAAAAACAACUUUGCGAAAAAUUUUCUCUUUGUCAAAAGAAGACAACGUGCUUGUGCAUGUGUGGGUGAAACGUGAUUGUUUUCGUUCGUAAUUCUGUUCCACAGAGCAUUUCCUUAAGUAUCCCGUAUUUCCUAGCGAUCAAUGUGUGCUUCUUGUUCGUGCAAAUAGAGACUCAUCGGUGCAAGCUGGCUGCUCUAGCUGAUUACCUUGGAGGUACGAAAUGAUUUCCAUACUGACUCAGUUCUCGCACAUUUUCACGGCAAAUAAACAGGCGGUAAUGCGUAGUACAGUCUCGCUUCAGUACGGAUGAGGAAGACGGAAUUAUGUUGAUAGUGUGUUUCGGCGAGACGAAUCUAGCCAAGAUAUUUUCCUUUCAUUAACCAAUAAGAAAAAUACUACUAGCAAAAGCAAGCAAAAGAAAAGCAAGAAAAGCAAAAGCUCGCAGAACAUGAGUACAGGUCCCGCACAAGUCGCUGUCGUUUUACCAAAUAACAACAAUAGCAACAGCAACAGCGUUGUCAUCGGCACACCACCACCCGCCUCCUCCAUCAGCACCAUCACCAUAGCACCAUCAUCAUCCGCUGCCAAUUCCGCAUCCGGUCAGGCUUGUUCUUCACUGCCGUCGUUACCAACACAGCCGGCGGCAUCGUCGUCGUCGUCGUCGUCGUCUCCGUCUUCAUCGACGUCGUUGUCGUCGUCAUCAUCAUCACCAUCAUCAUCAUCGCCGUCGGUGCCGGCAUCGGUGUCAAUCUCAACUAACAACAGCAGUAACAGUAACUGUAGCAAUAGCGUAACAACCGUUGCAACGGUCGGGAUGACGACGAUGCCGGCAACGGUGAUGGCCAAUUCAGUGUUGCAAGUGUCACCCGCAGCAGCAGCAGCAGUCACUGUCGCUAGUACAAAUGCCGUCACAACACCGCUGCAGAAGGAGCUUUCCACGGAUUGCACGGCGGCGGGGGAUUCGAUGAAUCGACCGAAUAGUCUGGGUGGCCGCCAACGGACUCUUGGUGGCAAAGGCAAGCAUUUAACCCGAAGUCACGCCAUGCGUGAGUCAACAUCCCCUCCCCGGACACCCACACCGCGAUCUCCGUCGGAUCAUCACAGCAGCAGCAAUAGCUCGCCAAUACAGCAGAAUACUCUGUCCAUUAGUGCAACAUGUGAACAGCAGUCUAACAAUAGCAAUUCGCAUUCACCGGUAUCAGAAUCUCGACUAUUCAAUAAUAAUAAUAAUAACAAUAACAACAACAACAACAACAACAACAAUGAGUACAGCAACAAACAAGGAGGUAAAAACUCGCCCAACAUAAUUGUUUAUGGUGGCGACGAGAGAGGAGGCAAGAGCCAGCUAGACCUGGAUUUUCCCAAGUUGACACCUCCGAAGUCAUCGUUCUCUCCCAAUAAUAACUGUGGUACAAAAAACAGCAACGGUAGACUUAACAAUAAUGGUUCCGUCAGAAGUGAUCAGGAAAAAAGCGAUCACCAUCACGGCAGCAAGGGAGGCAGAAACGGUGAACACGCCAACAGUCAUGAAUUGAAGGACUCGAAAUCGACCGAACAAAUGCUGGACUGCGGGGAUCAGUCCGGUUUGGCCCUUUCGGUCUCUGGAGCAUCAGUCACCACCAUCAGCCAGUCGUCAUCGUCGCCAGUAUCAUCUAAUAAUAACUAUUGUGAUAACGAAAGUCGUAGUCUACGUGAGGUUAAUUUUAGUGCUAAUAAUAAUGAUUCUAACAAUCAGCUGAACAUACAGUUUUCACAUGAAGAAAAUCGAUAUAUACAAUGUGAAAGUCCUACUGAUAGCCUUAUAAGAAAUAAUAGUAGCUCUAAUAGUAAUCUAACAAGUAGUGCUCAUAGCAACAAAAAACAUCGUGCUGGGGGUGGUGCGGCAGGAGCAGUUGCCAACGUUGGUGUAUCCGGCGGAGGCGGAAUAGGAGGUGGUGGAGGAGGAGGAGGAGGAGGGAACGCAACGGGUAGAGGAAACAAACCUCGGCUCAAACAUAUGAGUGGCGGGUCUUCAUCUAGCGCCGAUGGCGGUUCCAUCGGUGGUGGAGGCGGAGGGGGAAAUAGUACGUCGACCGGGUUUCUCUCGCGUGACAAUUCCUGUGAACAGUUCACCGACCAGAGUGGCGUCAAUCUGAUUCAGUUCUUCAAGGAGACACUGAAUAAAAAUUUUAAAGAUCGCAACAUGUUAAUGAAAAUCGAAAAGGAAUUGCUUGCCCUGGCAAUGGAUCGUAGCCGUAGUCAGAUCAAGUUUCCACCGAUGUCUUCCUACAAUCGAAUGCUGAUACACCGAGUGGCCGCGUACUUCGGUAUGGAGCAUAACGUGGAUGCCACUCAGCAGAGCGUGAUCGCGGAAGUGACACCGGCUACCCGAAUACCGGAGAUUCGAUUCAAGACGCUUAUCAAUGAAAGCUUCUCCGAUGAACCGCGGAAGUCAAUCCUGAAGCGGGAUACGCACAGUUUCGACGAGUACCGGUACGGCAUGUUGCACUGUCCCGACCGAGGCGUGCUGGAUCGAAAAGCCAAAAGUUUCGAAGAACGCGAGGAGGAGUACGACAAAGUCAAACGGAGGAUAUUCAAACAUCGCGAGGAUGGCGGAUCGGAAGAACAGUGGCAAUGGCUCUCAGCGGAAAACGCAGAUGUAAUAAAUGGCCGACCAAAACUGCAGAACAAUCGUUUACUAAAAGUGCAAUCAGUGUCAAUCGACAGCCGGUCAGACGAACGACCAUGCGUAUCAAAAUCGCACAGCUUCGGAGGCUACGGAGGUUCUACCCAAAACGCACCGCUACUACGAGGAGACUCGAUAACGUCCACCAAGAGCGCUGGAGCACGAUUAUUCUCGAAGCAAGACUCGAACGCUAGUACAAACACACCGUGGCGAUUGUCACCGUCUAGUAGUGGCUACAAAACACAAUCGAUCCGGUCAGACUCGGUGACACCUUCGCCGACAGGAUAUGGCAGCGGCGAUCAUACUCCCGAACCAUGCGUACAGUCACCGUCAUCAACGUGUGGAGUUGUCUGGGCCGUCACUGAUAUGGCUAGUGUUCCCAAAGGAAGUGUUCUGAUCGAUCCUCAGACUCUACAACCGAUUGUAAAUCAGGAUGGAACGAUUUAUCAUUUCGAUCCAUCCAAUUUACCGGCUACGGCUAAUUUGCCCGGAUCGGCGACAAGAGUGCACAAGAAAAAGUUUGAGAAGCAGAAAUCAUUCAAUAAUCGAAACAAUGGCAUUAACAUGAGUAGUUCUUUUGAAAGCUCGAUCGAUCUUUCUCUGGGUAAAAGUGACUGCGGUCAGCAAACAAAUACCACGACCACUAUCGCGGAAGAAGUCGGCAAUGAGCUCAACUACGAUACAACCAGUACUGUUAAAAUAUGCACAAAGGAUAAUCAGGAUAAUGACGUCGAAAACUCUAGUCUCUGCGAAGAAAUUUCGCAAACAGCAAACGAACUCAGCACACUUAAGCUUCAAAAGCACCAAGCAACAAGUCCUAUGCUAAAGGCUAGCGAAUUGCAGCCAUUAGAACUGAAUGAAAUCCAACUCAACACAAACCUUGAUGAACAAGGUGCACUAGAAGAUAGAGCUACACCUGUUAUGAUGGACUCCGAAACGGGAGGACCACUUAUAGCAACAUUGAGUGGCGACGGUGACAGCAUCAAACCCAAUCUGCAACAUGAAUCUCUCCAUCAACAAGGCUUGAUGGACGAUGGAAACGAUGCCAGUAGUGAUAAUUCUCAAGAUACUGACAAAAAAGACGAUUCCAGUAAAAUAAACGUGGUACAAACAGUUCCUCUGGUUAACUACUCUAAUUCGGCAACACCCAACAGCGGCUACACGGUAAGCUACGACAAUGGCAGCGGUACUCCCGGUGCUGGGACAACCAUGUUUACCUCUGGCACCCCGGGAAUGUCAACCACAUAUCAGACUGCGCCUGAUGGGACAAUUUACGCUGUACCUUCUCCUCUCGUGUAUACAUAUCCUUCGGCAAUGGACCCGGAGAUGACCGGAUAUUUUGUUCCUGUGUAUGACCAGCAGCGUGAUCCGAAUCUUUGCGCCGCGACUGGUGCAUCGAUGUACCCGGCAACUGCUGGUACAGCUUCUUCAGUAUUACCCAUAGCGUACACACCAACGGCGGCCUACGGUGGUGCUCCCAUCUAUCAAAAUCAUACAGCCGUGAUGUAUUCGUCGGAGCAGUUUUCCACUGCGACGCCGGCAACAGCGGCUGCUGCUGCAGCAGCCGCAGCUGGUGCCGGUCAUCUACCGCAGUAUCCGAUCGGAUACCCCAUCGGCAUUGGCUAUCCAUUCAACGGUGCCGCUUAUCAGAACUACUGGAAUCAGCCAAUAACCUACUACGUUCCUCAGACACCGGUGCAUUCGACCGGCAGUACACCACUCAUAAUGCCACCACCGGUGUCGCAAACUCCUACAAACAGUGGCAUGAUGGGUGCCGCUCCAGCUUCGAUUCCUUGCAACACGGGAAAGCGUAACAUCACUCCGCCCGGUCACAGCGGUUCACAGUCACAAAAUCAAAAUCAGAGCGCCUCGGUGACACCGGUUCCUAUAUCUCCAUUCGCGACCAAUAUUCCAAUGCCCUUGCCGGACCCGUCCAGUGGUCCGAUGUAUGCUAUUCCUCAACCGAUUUACUCCAACAUGCUUCCAUUUGCUAGUCCUAUGACACAUCAUCCUCAUCAUCCUGCCGCCGCCGGAGGAGCGGUUGUGAAUUCGGUACUUCCCACUGCCACAGCAGCUACCAGCACUGGUUACCAUCAUCAUUCGCAGUCCAACAAUCCCGAUUCACUGUCGUCAAGCAAUGGUUCAUCUAACAACAUCUAUUCGAACGCAGGGCAAAACAAUAAUCCGGCAACACCCCAGUCAACUCCCAGUACGCCAUUGUCAUUGCCUCUGUCCUUGCCGCCGCAUGCAAAGAAUCCUCCUCUUUUUGCGACUCCUCCUAUCCUUCCCAAUGGUUACACUCCUCAAAUGAGCAUUUCUGGUGCUGGUGGUGGUAGUGCUGGACAUUAUCACUACAAUGUUACCGGUGGAAGUGGCCAUAGUUACGAAGAGCGCAAGGGCAGUGGCGGGUCAGGUGGUGGUUAUCAAGGAAAACGAUCGAAUCAAAACGGUGGAAGCUACUUCAGUUACAACAACAAUAAUAACAGCCGGCAGAUGACACCCAACAGUGGCGGUGGUUACCAAAGCAAUGGCUGCCCACAGAACCAGAACAACUCCGCUAGCAACGGUCCUAAGAAUUCGAGCUACGCCAAUAAUAACAAUACAGGGAACAAUCAGAAUUCUAACAAUAACGGAAAUGGCCCUCUGAUGCUCGGACAGCCACCCAAGGGUCCAUCCCGAUCAGAAGGCCAGGGAGGUGUGACCAAGCCACCACUGAUACCAACAUUACCAAAUAGUAACAAUAAUACUAGCAGUAAUAUCAACCCUAGCGAUAAGACACGCAUCAACCGUUCAUCCAAACCACCAAAUCUAGACUUAAAAAGAAACUUCAACAAUUUUAACGUAAACAGUAGAAACACACCGAGCACAAACUCAACGGAAAGUAACAAUUCACCAAACAGUAUUACAUCUUCGUCAAUACAUGAGCAUCACCAGCCGCAUCAAGUGCACCAUCACCCACAGUCGCACCAUCAGAGUGCUCACGGGGGCGGUUCUAGUCAACCCCAUCAUUCUUACUAUCCGCCCCAGCAUCAGCAGCCACAGCCGCACUACUACAGCCAGAGGGGCGGAAGUGUUGGCAGCAACAACGGUGGUUCUAACGGAUCCGGAAGCGCCGGCGGUGGAAAUCACGCACAUCAGACUGCCAAUGCAGCAGCUGCAGCUACGGCUGCCGCUGCUGCUGCUGCCGCGGCCCAUACGGUACCGUCGAGUGCCAUUCAGUCGGCUGCGGCCGUUGCCGCUGCCGCGUGUGCAGCGGCAAUCGAACCCUACCAUUCACAGCUGAUCCCGUUGAAUGCUGCUGGGAUGUCGUACGUCAAAAUUGGACAGACGUACUUCACGCAUCCUUCCUUGGCACUACCGCCAAGUCGCCGGUCACCUCCGAAUGAUAUUCGUCCAAUUGCAGGUGUUUAUCCAGCCAUGAAUAUGGUGAUGCCAGCAUCACGACAGUUCACGCCACGACCUCAGCAUAGCGGCAGCUUUCACAAGGGCAGCAAGGCGCCCAGAUAAACGCUUCCCAGUCGAUGGCGGUAAUCAUAGAAAGUAGCAAACAAAACACAAAAAUAUUGUAAAAUGCCCAUAACCCGCAGCUAGGAUGAUGCAAGAACUAAACGCACUAUUUGAAAAAACGCUAAUCGGUAAGUGAUUAGAUCACACCCACACACACACACACACCACACACCAGCAUUGGUGGAGGAAGCUUUGAAUAUCGGAGCUUUAAAUAAGACAAGACGAACGGAAGGUGAAACUAGUUUCCCUUUCUCGGAGUAGAUCGUUUUAAAACUAAGACACUUUUAAACGUGAUAAACCGAGCAAAAUCGUGCAACCGUGUGAACAUCAGCAGUAACUGAACGGUUGGGCUGGAUCGUACUUCCAACGGUAGGUAAUACUUGUUGUGUUACUAAAGGUUGGACAUGGUACAGCGGAAAAGAACAACUUCAACAACAACAAAACGAUCACCCGUGAAAAUGCCAUUUAUUUUACUAUCAAAUAAAAUUAUUAUUAUAUAUUGAAAUAAUUAUUAUUACAUUAAUAACAGUAAAGCAAAAUUAGAGUACGAUAACAGUUGAUAACUGAUAUAACAAAACAAAAAAAAACAAAGUGUAUAAGUGAAAAGGGUAAAAUGCUCUACCAGUGAUUCAAUCAACGCUAUGCGAAUUAUUUAUAAAAUAAUUUCAAACGCCGGAUAGUGGUACGUUUAGGAGAUCCUGAAGCAGUGAUCAACAAACAAAAAUAAAGAAAAAAACAAAGAUCUAAGAAACCAUAAGUCAGAAUAAUGGAAUAGUUUAGAACGGACGUUAGAAGGUUGAAGACGGUUGUUGGUAGGUAGAUAAGAAGGCUGAGAGGAAUACGAAACUGCCGCCCACUAUACUUUGUUCAAAACAGAGCCGGAGUCAGAAGAUCAGCGGACAGCAAACUAUUUCAAAGCCAGGCGCAACAAACACACAGACACACAUCCUAGUUUAUCUACUAUUUACGAAAAUAGUUUGGGGUGAGCACAAAAAAAACAAAUGCCAUAGCUCGUAACCAUACAUAAAGAACUCUUAUAUCAUGAACGUGAUUAUUAUUAGUAGAGGAAAAGUCCCGAUCAAGCCGUUUACAAAUUUAUAUAAAAUUUAUUUAUAUAACAAUGCAAGCAAGGCAACCAUUAAUAAAAAAAAUAGUAGGGAACAUAACCAUUAUUUAUUCGUAAUACAAAUGAACUAUGCAACAUUGCAAACUAAACGACAAACAUUAUACUAAGAACAAGAAAGCUAAAUAAAACUGUUAAACGACGUGUAUCGAUAUUUUCAAGAAUUUAAAUGAAACAAAAUACCAGAAUCUCUUCCUUUUUAUCGGUGAUAUUAAAAAAAAACAAAAGCAACCAAAGCAAGAGAGGCUAACAAAAUACUAAAAAAAACAACUAGUCAACAUCGCGCAUUUAGCUAACGAGUGGCAAGCCAGAAGUAGCUGCAAUCCGCCGUACACAGAUAUCAAAGUUCGUUUAUCUAAAUAAUGGCAGUAGAAAAAAAAACUAUUAACAUUCACUCUAUCAUUCAAUAG
Molecule: messenger RNA, 9223 nt
Organism: Malaya genurostris
Lineage: Eukaryota; Metazoa; Arthropoda; Insecta; Diptera; Culicidae
Gene: enc
Product: protein encore
Exons: 13
Coding region: 1967-7690 (1907 amino acids)
Molecular function (GO): nucleic acid binding
Source: RefSeq, a predicted model, not a curated record